This is a messenger RNA of Elgaria multicarinata webbii, 1374 nucleotides long. It is a transcript of the gene GABRG3, whose product is annotated as gamma-aminobutyric acid type A receptor subunit gamma3. The transcript is spliced from 10 exons. The record is from RefSeq and is a predicted model, not a curated record. Gene Ontology annotation, molecular function: GABA-gated chloride ion channel activity; benzodiazepine receptor activity; inhibitory extracellular ligand-gated monoatomic ion channel activity. Gene Ontology annotation, cellular component: dendrite membrane; postsynapse; plasma membrane. Gene Ontology annotation, biological process: signal transduction; gamma-aminobutyric acid signaling pathway; chloride transmembrane transport. Lineage: Eukaryota; Metazoa; Chordata; Lepidosauria; Squamata; Anguidae. Bases 1 to 1374 code for a protein of 457 amino acids.
AUGUCAGCUAAGCUCCUGGUGGGUUUCUUCCUCCUGUCCGUAUUCCAAGCCUGUUCAAGAAAGGUUGAAGAGGAUGACUUCGAAGAGUUCACGACAAAUCAAAAAUGGGUAAUGUCUCCAAAAACUCAUGACACCGAUGUGACACUCUUGCUAAACAAGUUGCUGAGGGAAUAUGAUAAAAAGCUGCGGCCCGACAUUGGAAUGAAACCAACUGUCAUUGAUGUUGACAUUUAUGUUAAUAGCAUUGGCCCUGUGUCAUCGAUAAAUAUGGAAUACCAAAUCGAUAUAUUUUUUGCUCAGACAUGGACUGACAGCCGUCUUCGUUUUAACAGCACCAUGAAAAAGAGUCUCACCCUCAACAGCAAUAUGGUUGGCUUAAUUUGGAUCCCGGAUACUAUCUUCAGGAAUUCUAAAACUGCAGAAGCACAUUGGAUUACAACACCCAAUCAGCUCCUGAGAAUAUGGAAUGAUGGGAAAAUCUUGUAUACUUUAAGGCUUACCAUCAACGCUGAAUGCCAGCUGCAGCUUCAUAAUUUCCCAAUGGAUAAACAUUCGUGCCCGCUGAUAUUCUCCAGCUAUGGCUAUCCUCAAGAAGAAAUGAUUUACAGAUGGAGAAAAAACUCAGUAGAAGCCGCAGAUCAGAAAUCUUGGAGACUCUAUCAGUUUGACUUCAUGGGUCUUAGAAAUACCUCUGAUAUUGUGCAAACAUCAGCAGGUGAUUACAUAGUCAUGACUAUAUACUUCGAUUUAAGUAGAAGAAUGGGAUACUUCACUAUUCAAACAUACAUUCCCUGUAUAUUAACAGUUGUCUUAUCCUGGGUAUCCUUUUGGAUUAAAAAAGAUGCCACACCAGCAAGAACAGCCCUAGGUAUCACCACAGUGUUAACCAUGACAACUCUCAGCACCAUUGCAAGAAAUUCCUUGCCCCGUGUCUCUUACGUCACUGCCAUGGACUUGUUUGUGACCGUGUGCUUCUUAUUUGUCUUUGCUGCUCUGAUGGAGUAUGCAACCCUCAACUACUACUCAAGCUGCAGGAAGCCGCACUGUAGAAAGAAGAAAAAGUCGCUUCCUGAUGUCAGUUUUGGUCAUAUGAUGAAUUAUUCGGUACUAGAGAUGAGACCUCCUCCUACAGUCAUCGCAUUGAAUAAUGCCAUGUACUGGCAAGAAUUUGAAGACAAUUGUAUCUAUGAAUGUUUGGAUGGGAAGGACUGUCAGAGCUUUUUCUGCUGUUAUGAAGAAUGUAAAUCUGGCUCAUGGAGGAAAGGACGGGUACACAUAGACAUUUUAGAACUCGACUCUUAUUCAAGGGUUUUUUUCCCUACAUCAUUCCUGCUGUUCAACUUGGUAUACUGGGUUGGAUACCUCUAUCUCUAG